Messenger RNA from Mangifera indica (mango), 721 nucleotides. RefSeq names its product MLP-like protein 43. Gene Ontology annotation, biological process: defense response. NCBI's taxonomy places the organism in Eukaryota, Viridiplantae, Streptophyta, Magnoliopsida, Sapindales, Anacardiaceae. The transcript is spliced from 2 exons. Bases 52 to 510 code for a protein of 152 amino acids. The record is from RefSeq and is a predicted model, not a curated record.
UAUUUGUACUCCAAUAUUGUUUUUGAAAAUUACACUUGUCGGUAGAAAAGGAUGGCUCAGAGUGGACAGCUUGAGAUUGAUUUAGAAAUCCAAGCGCCUACUGAAAACUUCUACCACGUUUUCAAAAUCCAAUGCCAACAUCUUCCCAGUAUCUCUUCUGACCAUGUGAAGGGAGUCGAUUUGCAUGAAGGAGAGUGGGGCAAGGAUGGCUCCGUCAAGACCUGGAAAUACACUGUUGGAGGAAAAGAGGAGAGCUAUAAGGAGAAGAUUUUCUUUGAUGACGAAAAGAAACUGGUAACUUUUGUGGGGUUGCAUGGACAUGUGUUCAAGAAUUACAAGAGCUGGAAGAAUAUAUUUCAGGCCACUCCAAAGGAUGAAAAAAGCUGCGUCGUUAAACAUAUUCUGGAAUAUGAGAAACUGAAUGAGACUGUUUCAGAGCCACAUGAAUACCUAGAUUUCAUGGUUAAAAUUACCCAAGACAUUGCAGCUCAUCUUGGCAAGCAGGCAUAGAUGAGUUCAAACGAUGCCGUUUGUCGAUUUUACUAUGCAUUACUACUCUUUAUAAUAUAAAAUAAUUUAUGAUAAUUAAUGUUUACUUAAAACCGACCAGCGGGUUGGUUUUACUGUUUAAGUAAUUUGUGAGAUUGUGCGAGAAGUCUUGUGAUGAGAAUAACCUAGUAAAAUGUGUGAUGAGCAUGUUUAAUAAAUUGGCUGUUUCCAA